This is a messenger RNA of Knipowitschia caucasica, 1752 nucleotides long. NCBI's taxonomy places the organism in Eukaryota, Metazoa, Chordata, Actinopteri, Gobiiformes, Gobiidae. The record is from the annotation of a GenBank genome assembly.
AUGUCUUCCAAAGCAGUAAACCAGGAGAGGACCAGGAGAGGACCAGGAGAGGACCAGGAGAGGACCAGCAGAGGAGCAGGAGAGGAGCAGGAGAGGACCAGGAGAGGAGCAGGAGAGGAGCAGGAGAGGAGCAGGAGAGGACCAGGAGAGGACCAGGAGAGGACCAGGAGAGGACCAGGAGAGGAGCAGGAGAGGACCAGGAGAGGACCAGGAGAGGCGCGGGAGAGGACCAGGAGAGGACCAGGAGAGGAGCAGGAGAGGAGCAGGAGGAGGAGCAGGAGAGGACCAGGAGAGGAGCAGGAGAGGACCAGGAGAGGACCAGGAGAGGAGCAGGAGAGGACCAGGAGAGGAGCAGGAGAGGAGCAGGAGAGGACCAGGAGAGGACCAGGAGAGGUGCAGGAGAGGAGCAGGAGAGGACCAGGAGAGGAGCAGGAGAGGACCAGGAGAGGACCAGGAGAGGAGCAGGAGAGGACCAGGAGAGGAGCAGGAGAGGAGCAGGAGAGGACCAGGAGAGGAGCAGGAGAGGACCAGGAGAGGACCAGGAGAGGAGCAGGAGAGGACCAGGAGAGGAGCAGGAGAGGACCAGGAGAGGACCAGGAGAGGAGCAGGAGAGGACCAGGAGAGGACCAGGAGAGGAGCAGGAGAGGACCAGGAGAGGACCAGGAGAGGAGCAGGAGAGGACCAGGAGAGGAGCAGGAGAGGACCAGGAGAGGACCAGGAGAGGACCAGGAGAGGACCAGGAGAGGACCAGGAGAGGACCAGGAGAGGAGCAGGAGGAGGGUUUCAGCACUGAGUAUUUUUAGAAGAUGCUUCGUGGGCAAAAGGAUACACCUCUACACCCUCCACACACUUCUACACCCUCCACACACCUCUACAUCCUCCACACACCUCUACACCCUCCACACACCUCUACACCCUCCACACACCUCUACACCCUCCACACACCUCUACACCCUCUACACACCACACACCUCUACACCCUCCACACACCUCCACACACCUCCACACACCUCUACACCCUCCACACACCUCUACACCCUCCACACACCUCUCCACACCCUCCACACACAUCUACACCCUCCACACACCUCCACACCCUCCACACACCUCCACACCCUCCACACCCUCCACACACCUCUACACCCUCCACACACCUCCACACCCUCCACACACCUCCACACCCUCCACACCCUCCACACACCUCCACACACCUCUACACCCUCCACACACCUCUACAUCCUCCACACACCUCUACACCCUCCACACACCUCUACACCCUCUACACCCUCCACACACCUCCACACACCUCUACACCCUCCACACACCUCUACACCCUCCACACACAUCUACACCCUCCCCACACCUCUACACCCUCCACACACCUCUACACCCUCCACACACCUCUACACCCUCCACACACCUCUACACACCUCCACACAGCUCUACACCCUCUACACCCUCCACACACCUCUACACCCUCCACACACCUCUACAUCCUCCACACCCUCCACACACCUCCACACACCUCCACACAGCUCUACACCCUCUACACACCUCUACGCCCUCUACACACCUCUACACCCUCCACAAACCUCUACACCCUCUACACACCUCUACACCCUCCACACACCUCUACACCCUCCACACACCUCUACAUCCUCCACACACCUCCACACCCUCCACACACCUCUACACCCUCUACACCCUCCACACACCUCUACACCCUCCACACACCUCUACACCCUCCACUGA